Sphenostylis stenocarpa is the source of this 996-nucleotide messenger RNA. The record is from the annotation of a GenBank genome assembly. Lineage: Eukaryota; Viridiplantae; Streptophyta; Magnoliopsida; Fabales; Fabaceae.
AUGAACCCAAUACAAGAUUUCAGUCCUAAGAAGAUUGUUUCGUUUCUUUCCAACAAAAUACAUUGCAGCCUGAAAACACCAUAUGGCUUUCUGGCAUCUUUGCUUACAAUCAAAUUCUCUGAAAUGAUUACUAUUGAGGAAAGUGAAGUACGUUUUUGUGCUGUAAGAUGGGCAACAUCUUUGUUUGAUCUUCAACACUGUCCAAGUCGCUUUAUUUGUAUGCUUGGAGCAGCAGAUGCUAAAUUAGAUAUCAGAGAAAUGGCACUUGAAGGUCUUUGUCUUCUUAAAAGUGAAAGUCAAAUUAUUGGUUUUGUGUAUCCUAAUCUGGGUACGAUGCUGGAUUACAUUCUUCGACAACAACCAAAAUUGUUAGAGUCCCGUGAAACUAGAGAGCAAAAUCUUGUUUUUUCUUUAAAUACAUAUGUGGCCAUGAUAAAAUUUUUAUUGAAGUGCUUCGAGUCAGAGUUGGAUCAAAACAAAUCCUUCGGAGGAUCAUCUGAAUUUAUGUCAUCUGUAAAGACACUCUGUUCUAUCCUGGAGCAUUCUAUGUCAUUUGAAGGCUCUGUUGAGAUGCAUGCCAAUGCUUCCAAGGCAUUGCUUAUAAUUGGAUCACAUAUGCCAGAGGUGGUAGCAUCACAUUUUGCUGCAAAGGUUUCGUGGCUUAAGCAACUACUAAGUCAUGUGGAUUGGGACACUCGAGAAUCCAUUGCACGUCUACUUGGUAUUGUGUCUUCUGCUCUUCCCAUCCCAGAUCAUGGUGCUCUUUGUGCGAUUGGAUAUGUAACUGCAAAUUAUUUGUCUACAACACCUAUGCCGGAAAUACUUCUCCAGGAUACAAUUAGAUGCCUGGUUGAUGUGGUUAAUUCUGAGACCUCUGCACUGGCUGCUACUGCAAUGCAAGCACUAGGUCAUAUUGGACUACGUAUUCCAUUACCCCCUCUUGAUGAUUCUAAUUCAGGUAAACUCAAGCCUGAUUCGCUGAUGAGCUUGUUUUGA